AUGGCCGCCAAUCAGCAGAGGAAGAGGGUGAUCGGCUUCGUAGAGAGGCUAUCGAAGGAUAUCUUGGUCCGUCGCGCUGCCGAGCUUAACCAGCCGUUCGUUUUUCCGGCUCUUGUCUCCGUUUCUGCAAGGUGAUUCCCCUUCGUCCCUGUUGUCCUUGUUUCUUUCUUUCACUUCUCUGGUUCUCUCUGUAGUCCCUGCCUCCCUGCUCUCCUUACGGUGUGGGCUAUGCAUUGCUUUCUUAAGGCGUUUACCUUUUCCGCGAAAGAGGAAACUCUUGCGCAACUGAUUUAUGCUGCAAUAGAGAGGGCCGAAACUCGAUGAAAGCGAUGAUUUACCGGUGUGAGCCCCCGGAAUAUCAGUUUCUAAAGCCGAGAAACGCAGUACUCGACUAGAAAAGCGAAUCGGCCGUGUUCUUCAAGUAUUACCCCGAAAUCGUCUGUGUAUUUGCCUUUCCUCGUUCCUUUAGCUUGAUUUUCAUUUCCUUAAGUUGCCAUGCUCUCUUCUGUGAUCAUUGCUUCAGCGAUGGUUCAAUAUUUUGUUGCGGAAGCCCUUUCGUCGAUUAAUUAUCUUCUCUCGUUGUUUCCUCUUUCUUGAUAUCUGGAUGCUCCUGUAAAUCCCCAAGAUUCUUUGCCCCAUCAUGCUUGUUACAUGAUAUGACGUUAUUAUUCUGCCCAAUCUGAACGCGAUGCGCUUUUGCUCAGCGCAGAUCGUGUCUGGCCGCUCCUCCUGAUAUCUGGCUUAUUUUCGCUCCCUUUGAGUUCUCUCUUCUUCGACUCCUCCCACAGGGAUUUUUUUUUUUUUUCUCCCGAUUAGUGGACAAGUUGGUGAGUAGGUAGCUGAGUGAUUAGUUGUCCCCCCAUUACUCCGUCGUUGUUUUCGAGGAGCGGACCCUCACGCUUUAAUAAUUCCCUACAAUUUUUACCACCAGAUCGGGUCGCCGAUGCUCCUUGCCGCUUGUCGUCCUCGGCACGCCUCCAAGCAUUUCGGCCUUUCCUUCCACUCACACGCACUUUCUGGUUGAUGAUGCAUCGAACAGGAGGGGAGUUCACACCUCGUCGUACGACAAGAACCAUGAGGAACACAUCCGGCCCGCCCUCGUCCCCGACGAUGUGAUUCAGCCGCACUCCACGACUUCCUGGGGCCCCCACCCGGCCACCGGCGUCUUCGGCCCCUCCGACCGCAACCACCACCCCGACUCCUCCACCGCCUCCGCCGGGAACGGCGGCGCCGCCUCCGUGCUGGACCAGAAGGCCUGGUUCCGCCCCCUGGAGGACGUCGAGAAGCCUCCCCCACUCGCCUGA
This is a messenger RNA of Spirodela intermedia, 1304 nucleotides long. The record is from the annotation of a GenBank genome assembly. NCBI's taxonomy places the organism in Eukaryota, Viridiplantae, Streptophyta, Magnoliopsida, Alismatales, Araceae.